This is a messenger RNA of Enterobius vermicularis (human pinworm), 341 nucleotides long. The record is from the annotation of a GenBank genome assembly. NCBI's taxonomy places the organism in Eukaryota, Metazoa, Nematoda, Chromadorea, Rhabditida, Oxyuridae.
AUGUAUGAUCUGCCUGAUGCAAUUAGAAUUGUUGAAUUUCUACUGCUACAGUGUUGGUUUGUUCUGAAGGUAUACAUAUUGUACAAAUGUUUUCGAGUAACUUUUGCUUUCUGGAGAGCUGUAUAUAUCUAUCGUAUUGCUCCGCUGUUUUAUAGUCCAAAGUUGGAUCAGUAUAAAAAUCGUUGGACAGUGGUAACCGGUGGUACAGACGGUAUUGGAAAAGCAUAUACCAUUGAGCUGGCAAAGCAUCAAUUUAAAAAAUUUGUUCUAAUUGGUCGAAAUUCAACAAAACUUGAUAACGUCAAAAAACUUUUAGGUAAAUUUUAUUUUAUUUAUUAAAU